Messenger RNA from Parnassius apollo (apollo), 204 nucleotides. The record is from the annotation of a GenBank genome assembly. Lineage: Eukaryota; Metazoa; Arthropoda; Insecta; Lepidoptera; Papilionidae.
AUGGCUAUGAAAGUGCAACGAGACCAUUUCUUAACCCGGCCCGACCCCGAAGCAGGAUUUUUCAAGAUGUCUUAUGAAGCAAAUGAACGUCGGCUACAAGAACUAUUAGAAAACUGCUCAAGUGCUAGCUCCUGUGACUCCGAAAGCGAAGAAGAAAUUGAUAACGUUUCUCAGAGAAGUGAAGAAAGUGAUUCCGAACAAUAG